Messenger RNA from Microstroma glucosiphilum, 615 nucleotides. RefSeq names its product putative 1,4-benzoquinone reductase. The coding region runs from base 1 to 615 and encodes 204 amino acids. The record is from RefSeq and is a predicted model, not a curated record. The transcript is spliced from 4 exons. NCBI's taxonomy places the organism in Eukaryota, Fungi, Basidiomycota, Exobasidiomycetes, Microstromatales, Microstromataceae. Gene Ontology annotation, molecular function: FMN binding; NAD(P)H dehydrogenase (quinone) activity.
AUGGCUUCCAUCGCAGUCAUCGUCUGGUCCCUCUACGGCCACAUCUCCAAGCUCUCGGAACCCAUCAUCGAGGGUCUGAAGAAGUCGGGCGCCAAUGUUGAGGUCUUCCAGUUCGCUGAGACUCUCCCCGGCGAGGUCAUUGAGAAGAUGCAUGGCAACAAGGAAGCCACUGCCUCUCUCCCGGUGAUUCAGCCCGACGACCUCAAACGCUUCGACGGCUACGUCCUCGGUUUCCCCACCCGUUACGGACGUGCCCCCGCGCAAGUCUCAUCCUUCUUCGACCAGACCGGAGCUCUUUGGUUCUCUGGCGCCCUGGUCGGCAAGUUCGGUGCCAUCUUCACCUCGACUGCUUCCCAGCAUGGAGGACAGGAGACGACUGCUCUCACCACCAUUCCCUGGUUUGCCCACCACGGCAUCAUCUACGUUCCUCUUGGCUACAUUGCACCUGAAUUGAAUGACGUCGAGAGUGUGGGAGGAGGGUCUGCCUGGGGCGCUUCAACUGUCGCUGGCGAUGGCAGCAAGCAGCCCACCAAGAAUGACCUCAGCAUUGCCUUGCAGCAGGGUACACACUUUGGCAAGGUCGUCAGCCAGUACGUCAAGGGAGCCGCCAAGUAG